Molecule: messenger RNA, 1196 nt
Organism: Paramecium primaurelia
Lineage: Eukaryota; Ciliophora; Oligohymenophorea; Peniculida; Parameciidae
Source: the annotation of a GenBank genome assembly
AUGGGAAAUUGUAAAGGGUAAUGUUAUUAGAAGAGUCUAAGUUAAGCAAAUAAUGUUGAUUGCACAAAAUUAAUAAUUCUAGUAAAAACAUGGCAAAAGGAUGCGUUUUCAUUAUUUGAUUAUGAGAAUGCAGCAAAUGUGCAAGAAUAAAAAUUUAUAGUAAAAAGUCUUUAAAUUAUACUUUUAGAUAAAUAACGAAGGCUAUUUAGUUGGUCGUAAUUAAAUAGAAUGGAUAGAAAAUGAAUCAAUAAUUAAGGAUUAGCUUUGUAAAAUAAAGAAAAAAAAUGAAAACUAUUUUAUUGUAAAUCCAAAUUUUCAAAAUGAUGAAAAAAAAUAGGCAAUAUAAGAAAAUGAGGAAUCUCCUAAUAUAGUAAACAAGUUAUAAUAAUAUAUAUUAUAAGAACUGUUUCUGAUAAGAUUGGGAAUAAGAUUUGGAAAGUGAUUCAUGAAAAUGGAAUACUUUUACAAGAAGGAGAUGUUAUAAAAUUGGGAAGAGUGAAAUUUACUAUACGUUAGAUAGCAUUAGAAAUUAAAUAAUAAGAGUAGAAAUCUGAAUAUGAAUCAUCACAAUCUAAUUCAUCAGAAUAAAUAAUGUGUAGAAUUUGUUGUUCUUCUCAAAAGAGUAUUAAAAAUCCACUUUUGAAUCCUUGUAAAUGUAGUGGAUCAAUUAAGUAUAUACAUUUAGAAUGUUUAAAAACAUGGUUAAGAAUGAAAUUAGAAAAUAGAUAAAGUGAGAAUUGCAUAGUUUAUUUAUGGAAGAAUUUAGAAUGUGAAUUGUGUAAAUAUAAUUAUCCUCCAAAGUUUAAGAGUGAUGAUGCAUAUUAUGAUUUAGUAGAAUUAAGUAAACCAAAUGAUUAUCCUUAUAUAAUGAUGGAGUUCACUAAUAAAUAAGUAUUUUUUCCUAUAACUUAUUAUAGGGAUAAUAAUUAGAGUGGAAUAAUAGUUCUGGUAUUUAUAUUUUAAAGUUUUCUAAUAUAUCUGAAUUAAGACUUGGAAGAUCAAAUGAUACUGAAAUAAGAAUAAAUGACAUCUCUGUCAGUCGAAAUCAUGCUAGAUUAAUGAUAUAAGAAAAGAAAGUGUAUCUAUUUGAUAAUCAUUCAAAAUUUGGAACUUUGCAUUUAAUAAGAUCUGAAAGAUUAUAAAUAUAGAGAGGAAUGGAAGUUUAAGUGGGAAGGAGUCUCAUUUCAUUUUAAUGA